CGCUGCGGGGCUUGAUAAACACUUGCCCAUCAGCGAUUACUGCCGCAGCAUGUACACGUCAUUGGUAGCCUUGAUCGCGUUGGUAGCCUGCGCCGCGGCAGCGCCUGCCGACGAGCCGAUACCGAUCAUCAGCCAAAGCCAGGACGGUCCCAAUCCGGACGGGUCGUACAAGUGGAAUUACGAAACCGGUAACGGUAUCAAAGCCGAGGAGGAGGGCCACGUGGAGGACGCCGGGUCGGAGAACGAGGCGAUGAAGGCGGAGGGCGGCUUCAGCUACACGAGCGACGACGGACAGGCGAUCUCCCUGACGUACGUGGCCGACAAGAACGGCUUCCAGCCGGUGGGCGCUCAUCUACCCACCACACCGGAAAUCCCGCCGUUGAUACUGAAGGCCCUCGAGUGGAACGCGGCGCAUCCGUCCAAGGAUGAUGAGAACCAGGUGUAAAAACAGCGAUACCGGCGCCGGCCGUCCAGCAUGUGAUCUCACGACCUCCACGAGUAAUUAUUCCGCCACGAGAAUGGAAGACGAUCCACGGUAAUAAAGGUCCACGGUGACGCCACGGACGGACGGAGUGUUGCCGCCGCGCCGCCCGCGCGUCGUCGUCCCUCGCCCCUCGAAACGAACACGGACUACUCUGGUUCAAAUUGUUGUAAAUAUUUAUUGUAACACGACAUUAUACACAUGCGUAUAUUUUACUAUAUUGUAUUGUAUUGUGUUAAUAUAUAAUAUGUAUUUGAAGAGACGCGAACGCGCGUACGCUGCACGACUGACUCGUCGUUAGUUGCACGCGUCACGGUGCAUUAAGAAUAAACGUUGCAUCCCAGGAGA
This is a messenger RNA of Wasmannia auropunctata (little fire ant), 829 nucleotides long. It is a transcript of the gene CPR22, whose product is annotated as endocuticle structural glycoprotein SgAbd-4-like. The record is from RefSeq and is a predicted model, not a curated record. Gene Ontology annotation, molecular function: structural constituent of chitin-based larval cuticle. Gene Ontology annotation, cellular component: chitin-based extracellular matrix. The transcript is spliced from 2 exons. NCBI's taxonomy places the organism in Eukaryota, Metazoa, Arthropoda, Insecta, Hymenoptera, Formicidae. Bases 50 to 445 code for a protein of 131 amino acids.